AUGAACAGUGUGAAGCUUCCAAUUACCGAUUCUAACGCAUCAGAUUUUAUUCACCUGAUUGCUCCUAGUUUCGAGAAGAAAGAAAUUUCUUUAGCAGUUUCUAAAAGCGAACUAAAAAAUUCUAGCAGCUCCAUUACUUGUUUCAUUGGAGAAGAAGAUGACGAAACACCAAUAUUUGCAUCCAAAUUUUGCUGUCUACGUGAAUUUUCGGACGACGAUGCCCCCCCUAAUUUGAUUGAUCGUCCAGAUGGCUUAUCAGAAAUGCAGCCAAUUGAAUUGGUACGUUCAAUAACCACUAUUUAUCAUGAAUCUGAAAAGCAAUUGCGAGAGGAAAUAAUGAAAUUACGUGCGGAAUGCAAAGAAAAAUCAGAGAAGGUAUCAUUAACUAUCACUUAUCAAUAUCUAAAGGCAUAUCAGCUGCAAUUGCUUUUGGAUGAAGCCCAUUUGGAAAAAAUUAAACUGUUAAAUGAAAAUAUUGCGAAGGAUAUUGUCAUUAAGCAGAAAUUAGAACAGAUUGAUCAAAUGACAGCUUCUUCACUGGAAUUGAAUGAUUUAUUGAAGGCUCAAACCAUCGCUAUCAAAUAUUUACAAAGUGAUGGUAAUUCAAGUCAAUUACCUGCGAGUAUUUUGAAUGAACAAGCAAUGCUGAACUUAAUAAAUUCAAAAAAUGUCGAAAUCGAGAGAUUAAAUCAGCUUUUGGUGGAAAAUGAAGAAAACUUAAAGAUCGAACGUAAUAAAUGUCGUGAUAUGGAAGAAAUUAUCAAGGUUUUGAAUGAACAGAAUAUUGAAAGUGAUCAAAUACUUCGUGAUGCGCAAAAUGAAUAUCGUUUUCAAAUCGAUAAAUUGGAAAAAAAAAUUCAAUCUUUUGUGGAUCGAACUGAAGUUAAUAAUAUAUAA
Dracunculus medinensis (Guinea worm) is the source of this 897-nucleotide messenger RNA. Lineage: Eukaryota; Metazoa; Nematoda; Chromadorea; Rhabditida; Dracunculidae. The record is from the annotation of a GenBank genome assembly.